This is a messenger RNA of Armigeres subalbatus, 1070 nucleotides long. RefSeq names its product peroxiredoxin 2. Gene Ontology annotation, molecular function: thioredoxin peroxidase activity. Gene Ontology annotation, biological process: hydrogen peroxide catabolic process; cellular response to stress; leukocyte activation. Gene Ontology annotation, cellular component: cytosol. The transcript has 2 exons. The record is from RefSeq and is a predicted model, not a curated record. Bases 171 to 761 code for a protein of 196 amino acids. Lineage: Eukaryota; Metazoa; Arthropoda; Insecta; Diptera; Culicidae.
UCACAUCGCAACUCGCAAUCCGUCUUCUAUAGCUAACGAAUUUCGGCUGAAUAUCGUCAGUAUCGUUCGUCAUCUAGCGGAGUUCGCAAGCCGGGCAGUGGUUCAUAGUGUGUUGUGUCGUCUGUUUGUCGAGUUUGUCCAUCCGGUUCGAGGAAGUACAGUAAAUCACCAUGGUUGUCCCAGAUCUGCAGAAGCCCGCACCCAAGUUCUCCGGAACCGCCGUCGUCAACGGCGAAUUCAAGGAAAUCAAACUGGAAGACUACGCCGGCAAAUACGUGGUGCUGUUCUUCUAUCCACUGGAUUUCACCUUCGUUUGCCCGACCGAAAUCAUUGCCUUCUCGGAUCGCAACGAGGAAUUCCAGAAGAUCGGCUGCCACGUAAUUGGAUGCUCAACCGACAGCCACUUCACCCAUCUGGCAUGGAUCAACACCCCGCGCAAGCAGGGUGGCCUCGGUGAGCUGCAAAUUCCGCUGUUGGCCGAUAAGUCGAUGAAGAUCGCUCGCGACUACGGAGUGCUCCAGGAGGAGAGCGGCGUCCCAUUCCGUGGGCUGUUCAUCAUCGAUGGCAAGCAGAAUCUCCGCCAGGCGACCAUCAACGAUCUGCCCGUGGGACGCAGCGUUGACGAGACUCUCCGUCUGGUGCAGGCAUUCCAGUUCACCGACGAGCACGGUGAGGUGUGCCCCGCCAACUGGAAGCCAGGAUCCAAGACCAUGGUUGCCGAUCCGAAGAAGUCUAAGGAAUAUUUCAACGAUGCUAACUAAACAUACCCAAUAAUAUUGUAUACCGUAAAAUAGCAUUAAGAAGCUGUUGUGACAGAGAUAAUACUCUGCAGCUGUGUAUCCUGGUUGAACCAACACAAAAUGCCACUAAUUAUUCGAUGUAUGGCCUCGAUGCGUAUUGAGUGAUUCUCUCUGAAAACAGGCUGCCUGGUUGUAGCGAGAGUCACUUUUUGUUUUAUCAUUAGAUUAUAUCAAACAUCAGUUAAUAACUGAGGCACUCCUAUGCUCCAAUACAGUCCGAAAACGGAAGAACAAGGGCAAUAAAAUAGUAUUGUUUUUUUCUACACCUCA